CGGGGCGGGGCCUCUGUGGUGCGCUCAGGCGCUGCUCUGGCCGCCUCUGCCGGGUCCUAAGGGCGGCGGCGUCGCCGACCUGAGGGAAGAUGGCGGCGCCCUGGUGGCGAGCUGCUCUGUGCGGAAGUCGGAGGUGGCAGGGCUUCAGCACCUCGGCCGCGCUGAGCCGCCGUACCGCCCCUCUGGGGCCGAUGCCCAAUGAGGACAUCGAUGUGAGCAACCUGGAACGGCUGGAGAAGUACCGCAGCUUCGACCGCUACCGGCGCCGGGCCGAGCAGGAGGCGCGGGCCCCUCACUGGUGGCGGACCUACCAGGAGCAUUUCGGGGAGAAGUCAGAUCCCAGGAUUGACAUUGGGCUGCCUCCACCUAAAGUCUGUCGGACCCAACAGCUGCUGGAGCGGAAACGGGUCCUCCAGGAGCUGCGGGGCAAUGUGGCGGAGGAACGGGCGGCCCGCCUCCGCACAGCGUGCAUCCCACUGGAGGCCGUGCGGGCUGAGUGGGAGAGGACCUGUGGCCCCUACCACAAGCAGCGACUGGCGGAGUACUACGGCCUCUACCGAGACCUGUUCCACAAUGCCACCUUCGUGCCCCGCGUUCCCCUGCACGUGGCCUAUGCCGUGGGUGAGGAUGACUUGAUGCCUGUGUACCACGGCAAUGAGGUCACUCCAACCGAGGCUGCCCAGAUCCCAGAGGUAACCUAUGAGGCAGACAAAGGCUCCAUGUGGACACUGUUGCUCACCAACUUGGAUGGACACCUGCUGGAGCCGGAUGCCGAGUAUGUCCACUGGCUGGUAACCAACAUCCCUGGCAACAGGGUGGCUGAAGGACAGGAGACAUGUCCCUACCUGCCCCCCUUCCCUGCCCGGGGCUCUGGCUUCCACCGCUUUGUCUUCCUGCUCUUCAAGCAGGACAAGCCAAUCGACUUCUCUGGGGACACCCGGCCCUCACCCUGCUACCAGCUUGCCCAGCGGACCUUCCGCACUUUUGAUUUCUACAAGAAACACCAGGAAGCCAUGACUCCAGCUGGCCUGGCCUUCUUCCAGUGCCGCUGGGAUGACUCGGUCACCCACGUCUUCCACCAGCUUUUGGACAUGCGGGAGCCUGUGUUUGAAUUUGUGCGGCCGCCCCCUUACCACCCCAAGCAAAAGCGCUUCCCCCACCGGCAGCCCCUGCGCUACCUGGACCGGUACAGGGACAGUCACGAACCCACCUAUGGAAUCUACUGAGUGGCCGGAGUGCCACCCACCUCUGAGAGUCAGGCUCCGCCAACAGGAACAAUGAAUACACAGCUCCAGGGGCCCAAGCUGUGGGGUUCUAGGCCCUGCCUAAGGCAGCCCCUCCGCAGCCCUCCCAGCAGUUUCAGGGCCUGGGAGUGAAGAGGCUCUCUCCAGGGGCAGUGGCAGGGGUGGGUGUGUGAAUAAAGAUGAUUUUUGCUGUA
Hipposideros armiger (great roundleaf bat) is the source of this 1438-nucleotide messenger RNA. It is a transcript of the gene MRPL38, whose product is annotated as mitochondrial ribosomal protein L38. Bases 90 to 1226 code for a protein of 378 amino acids. The transcript has 9 exons. Lineage: Eukaryota; Metazoa; Chordata; Mammalia; Chiroptera; Hipposideridae. The record is from RefSeq and is a predicted model, not a curated record. Gene Ontology annotation, cellular component: mitochondrial large ribosomal subunit.